Suillus discolor is the source of this 2428-nucleotide messenger RNA. Its product is annotated as fungal-specific transcription factor domain-containing protein. Gene Ontology annotation, molecular function: ATP binding; protein kinase activity. The record is from RefSeq and is a predicted model, not a curated record. Gene Ontology annotation, cellular component: cytoplasm. The coding region runs from base 165 to 2264 and encodes 699 amino acids. The transcript is spliced from 6 exons. Gene Ontology annotation, biological process: signal transduction; protein phosphorylation. Lineage: Eukaryota; Fungi; Basidiomycota; Agaricomycetes; Boletales; Suillaceae.
AACUAUCAUCAGUUCAUACGUUUAGUUUGACAAAAGACGGACAUACGGACUUGAACCCUGUCGUUCAUGGAGACCUCACUGGUAACAACGUCCUCAUCGACAGUAAUAGAAAGGCGUAUCUUGCAGAUUUUGGUCUUUCCGGGACUUUUAUAAAGCCGGCCGGCAUGACGUACCUCAUGAAGAUGGACUGUCAUCCAGGAGCACUGAGAUGGACAGCUCCUGAACUUUUUUCUGAAGAAUCAGCUCGUGCAGCCACCACUCAAAGUGAUAUGUACUCCUUUGGCGGCAUCAUGCUCCAAGUUUUAACGGGAAAUACCCCUUGGUCUCACCUGACCAAUAUCCCUGCACUCUUGCUGAAAGUGGUUUCAGGGACAAUACAUCCUCGUCCGGAUAACUGUUCUAUCACUGACCAGCAAUGGAAUUUCAUGACCCGUUGCUGGUCUACUACAGCCCUUAAUCGUCCUCCUGCCGAGGAAGCAGUUCAAUUUUUGAAUAGUGCUUUAUGCACGAGCACGAGCCCCCAGACCCCGAGUUUGUCAAUCUCUAUCGCCGCUUCUCCAUCAAUUCUGACGGACUGUACUUCCCCGAGCACGAGUCCGCAGACCCCCACCUCGUCGAUCUCUAGCGACGAGCAACACCCGGGUAUAGCCCGUAAUGAUUGUCUUCUGGGGGACACUGAUGCUCGUAAGACUCCUAUCGACGACCAGGAGCCUUCUAUUCUAUCACUUUCGGCGGACUAUGCUUCCCCGAACACAAGUCCGCAGACCCCCACAUUGUCGAUCUCCAGCGACGAGCGACACCCGGGUAUAGCCCGGAAUGAUUAUCUUCGGGGGGACACUGAUGCUCGACUUCCCGUGAUGCAGGACAUUGAUUCACCAUUGGACGCUCGGGAAAAUUAUCCUGGGGUUAUGCUGCCUGCGUAUCCUUCCACUACUUAUACGACUAGCUUAGAUCCAUCAUGGACGCAAUCAAUCCUGCCUCGACCGCACACCAGCGACUUCUCUGCAAUGUACCAAGCAUCCUUCCCGGACGAAGACGAUAAUAACGUCAUCAUACCCUCUGGAUAUUUCUUGCCCCAGCCCACUAACACCAUCCAAUACAACUGGUUUAACCUGAACAUGCAACAAAACGCAUCAUUGCAACACUAUAUGCAACAUGUUCUGCGUAUCCAAUAUUUGCAUGCCGACGGGUCCAUUGAUAAACUCAUAUGGAAUCUGAUACAUUCCAGUGAUUCAGCCCGAGAGGCUGCAUGUUUGCUUGCGGAUUUGCACCGCAAGAGCACCCAAGGUGCAAUUGGUUUUACUGCGCCAACAGACCAUGAUGUGUACGCACGCAUCCAAAGUGCACCAGUGAUACCAGUGACGGAAGGAGACACUUUUGCAAGCCUUUGCAUGGUCUCAUAUUUCCUCUUCUCUGGAGGACAAGGGGAGUGGCAAGCGUUCCUCGACGGCGCUUGCGAAUUUUCGAUCAAAUUUCUCCAGCGGAAACAUCAUGCGCCGGACUGGGCGCUGAGCUUAUGCAGUGACAGCAUGCAAAUUGUCAUCAAGACGUCCAUGUGGUUUGACGUCCUCGCCUCUGUGACGCUGAUCCGUCGUCCCAAGUUCCUUGACGUGCUCCGUUCGCUCUAUGACCCCGCCACUGCCGUUGAUAAUGGUAGACCGGAGCUUUCCAUGAUGGGUGUCAUGGGAUGCGAGAACCGCAUCGUGCUCGCCCUCGCUGAAAUCGCUGAUCUCGCAUGCUGGAAGGAUGAAUGCAGGCGUGCUGGUGGACUCAGCGUUUUUGAACUUGUCAGACGCGGGCAAAAUAUCGAAGCCAUCCUGAAGAUCACCAAUGACCCUGACUACCUCCAGGGCUUUGAAUCGGAGAAGUUACGCCGACGGCGCCUCACAUCUGACGUAUUCCGCGCGUCUGCCCUUGUUUAUCUUCAUUCCGUCGUCUCUGGGGAUCAUCCACAAUGUCCGGAGAUCAUGAGCAACAUCGCAGAAACAGUCAAGUGUCUCAGGCGUGCUGACGACGUCAGCGCCAACACAUCACGCCAUGUUGUGCGCAGCGUCGUGUUCAGCAUAUGCAUAUGUGGCUGCUUGACGGAUGUUCUUCACUACCGCGAAUACUUCCUGCGGCGCUUGCAGGAGCAGCAGACGGAGACAGUGGGGAACUGUACCCAGGUCGCUGAACUUAUGAAAGAAGUGUGGAGGAGCCGAGAGCAAGGGGAGCCCGUGGACUGGCGUGUCGUGAUGCAACAAUCCCAGAUGCUUCUUGUGUAAAGGCUAUCCUACGACACAUGGGCUUUUACUUCCUGGCGCUUCAUUAUUUGCUAAAGUAUUCGGCACGCCCCUAGUGUGUAGGUCGGUUGUUUAUUUCCCGAGGCUCUCCGUUCCUAUACCCUACAAGCAGUAAUUUAUUUACGCCCGGUGAACAAAUCGCGUCU